Molecule: messenger RNA, 4336 nt
Organism: Dermochelys coriacea (leatherback sea turtle)
Lineage: Eukaryota; Metazoa; Chordata; Testudines; Dermochelyidae
Product: schlafen family member 13-like
Exons: 5
Coding region: 100-2835 (911 amino acids)
Source: RefSeq, a predicted model, not a curated record
GGAAGGUUUUUUUCAGCGCUCGGCAGGCGGGAAGUUGAGACCGGUUCAGAGCCGGCUUUGGCAGCGCGGGCUCCGAGGAGCGGAGGGGAAGCCAGGAACAUGAUGACCAUGGAGGAGAGCCCUCUCUGUGUUGAUUGGUUCACAGACUAUCCGGAUGCGGUUUUAAAAGUGGGAAAAGUGACUUUUGGUGAGAAAUCCAGAAAGAAGAUGACAGAUUGCAAUUUGAGAAGGAAACAAGUUGGUAACAUUUCCCGAGCAGCAUGUGCAUUGCUGAAUUCAGGAGGAGGAGUGAUAAAGGCAGAGGUUGAUAAUAAGGACUACAAUUAUGAAGAACAUGGGAUUGGACAGGAUAUAGAAAAAGCCCUUACAGAACUUACUCCAUCUAAAAUGUCUCGAAAAUACUUUGAUUUUGAAUAUACACAGGAAAACAACUGUGUGUUAAUUUUUGUGAAAUCAUGGAGCAGUGAUGGUUCAUCUUCACCCCGUAUUUGCAGCCUAAGGACAGGCUUGUGCCAAAGAUCUCUGACUCGAACUGACAGCAUGAAUCCUACUGAAGCAGUGCAAUUUCUCAAAGAGAAGGAAGAUUCUGCCAGGAGAAAACAUGGUGAGGUGACAGGACCAAGAGCUAAGAAAGCUCUGCUAAGUGACGUUCGGCAGGAAAAAAACCUGUAUAUGUCUGCUGAAAGAUUUUAUCAAAGAGACGGUCUCUGCUUUGGGGAAAAACUAAAUUUCACGGAGUCAAUGCAUGUUGAAUUUAAGAAUUUUGCAACAAAGAACAUUUUGAAAUACAUCAAAGAGAUCCUGCCAAAUUACAUCUCUGCCUUUGCAAACACACAAGGAGGAUUUUUAUUUAUUGGAGUGGAUGAUAAUGGGACAGUUGUUGGAUGUAGGAAUGACAAUGUAAAUAUCAGUGAAUUAAAAGAAGUAAUAGAACAUGUUAAGGGGAAAUUACCCAUUUCACACUUCUGCAGUUCUCUGCCUGGAGUGAACUUAGAAUGGAAAAUGAUGGAGGUGUAUGACAAAGAUCAAAACUUGUAUGGUUAUGUCUGUGCUGUGAGAAUCCGGCCUUUUUGUUGUGUUGUGUUUUCGGAGACUCCGGACUCAUGGACUGUGAAGGGCAAUGAGAUCAUGAGGAUGACAGCCAACGAAUGGACAGCCUUGAUGAUGGCAACUGACCCAGAGAUUUCAAAUUUGUGUGCAGCUUUCAGGGCUGAGCUGAGAGUGUUAUGUGCACCCCCACUUACCAAAACAGUGUUUUCCAACAAAGGCCUCGCUUGUCUGCGUGAUCUGCAAGAAUCUCUAUUUCCAGCAAAUGGUAAUGGGAUAACAUACAAACCAGACAACCUCAGCAAAGAGCUGUUCUCAGAGUAUCCAGGGCUGGAGGAUUUAAUGAACGAGCAAAUGGAAGAGCUGCAAUAUUCUCAGGGACUACUGAUAUUUGCAAGAAGCUGGGCUGUUGCUGUUGGAUUGCCAGAGAAUCAGCAUGUUGUCUGUGAUGCUCUCUUAAUAGCCGCAGGCAAAUACCCAAUGCUGUACACCGUCACGGAGGAUUGUUCUGUGGUUGGGUUUGGAUAUUCAAAACUUAUUGCUCGUACGUUAAAGAAGAAACUGGUAAAUGAUGGGGGAUACACUCAGAAAGUGUGUGUGAUUCCCCAUCUCCUACAGCUUGGAACCAACAGAGAGCUAAAUAAUGACUCACAUGUACAAGUCAAGUAUCCCCUUUCCUAUGUCCUCUUGCCCAAUGACAUCUCAGACUUACUUCACUCACUUGUGAUAAUCUUGUUGAGUUUUAGAUCCUUCUUAAGUGACAUGCUUUGCUGUGAAUUUUUUAACCUUCUCACCGUUAAACAGUAUGAGAUACUAACAAUGAAUCUUCACAAAUUCAAGAAGCUGUUUAUCUAUGGCCUGCCAGGAACAGGGAAGACAAUUGUGGCCCUGAAUAUCAUAGAGAGGAUAAAGAACGUGUUCCACUGCGAAUCUGAUGAGAUUCUGUACAUUUGUGAGAACCAGCCUCUGACCGCAAUUGUGAAAAGGAGAAACAUUUGCCGGCCAGUAACCCGAGUUGCUUUCUUAAAGGGGAAUUAUCAAUCAGUGAAGCACAUAGUAAUUGAUGAGGCCCAGAAUUUCCGGUCAGAGGAUGGCGAUUGGUACAGCAAAGCUCAGUGCAUCACCCAAGGACAUGGUCAUUGUGAACCUGGUGUUCUCUGGAUCUUCUUGGACUAUUUACAAACAAGUCACCCAUUUCCGUGCGGUCUUCCACAUCCAUCAGAACAAUAUCCUCAGGAGUGGCUAACUAUAGGGGUCCGGAAUGCCACCCAGAUAUACAAUACCAUGGUACAAGAGAUGCAAAAUAUUGUAGACUAUCCACAAAUUGAUAUUCCUUUUAAGCGGUUAAGAAUGCUGCUCAAUGAAGCUGUAUGUGGCCAUCCCCUGCCAGGUGUUUGUAGGGUAGAAGAAAACUUGGAGGAGGAGGAAAUAGCGACAUAUGUGGUUGAUACCUGUUGCCAAUAUUUCCGAAGUGGUUACUCUGGGAAAGACAUUGCUAUCCUGUGCAACACAAUGAAAGAGAAGGAUAGGUAUCAGUGCAUAUUACAACCCAAAAUGAGAGUGAUGAUGAGACAUUUCAGACUGGAUGCAUGUUUCACAACGGCAGACAAUGUGCUGGAUCAUGGCAUUGUUCUCGAUAGCAUCCGCCGCUUUUCUGGCCUGGAAAGAAACAUUGUGUUUGGGAUCAACCCAGUCCCUGUCCCUACACAGAAUGAGAUUUCUGAAAAUCUUAAACUCUGUGUGGCAUCCAGAGCUAAUUUACAACUUCAUUUGCUGUAUGAAAGAUAAUGCUUGAAAAUGUCAUGGUGGUUCCCUCGGGAUCUGUUUAAUAACCCGUGAUAGUCAUGUCGCUUUUGUUGUUUUUCACCCACAAUUCAGACGUAAAUACAAAUCUCACCAUGGGUGAAAUUUUACCUUAGAGGGCUCCCGUCUCCCAGGCUAAUAAACUACAUGAGACCUGGUUAGGCCUGGGGGUCUUAAAAUUCAUAAAACUUUACUUAUGAAGUUAUAUUAAUAAAGUGAACAAUUAUAAACAAUUUCAUUUAUUAGUUCUACAGAGGUGGUUUGGUAGGUGUACUCAGAGGCUGCUUACUGCAUUGGGUCCCAUUCAAAACUGGCUGGAGAAGGAGAUGGUGGUGAUGCCCACCUCAGAACUUUCAGUCCAGGGGUUCGAGCACUCCCCUUGGACAUGGCAGGCCUAGGUUCAGUUCCCUCCUCUCUGCCAGAGGGGUCUCACACCUCUGAGGAGGGUGCUGUAACCCCUGAACUAGGGGGCACAUUCUGAUGUGUGGUUCCCUCAGUCUCUCCUGAGGAAGCUGUGGAUAAAUAAUAGUGAUUAGAGCAGGCAGAUAGACCCAGGGUCUCCAAGGCCUCAGGUGAAUGCUCUAACCACUGGGCCAGAAGUUAUAAAGUGGGCACCACCUCCUGCGGCUUUUUUUGUGGUGUGAGACAAGCACCAAACCUGUUCCUGCGGAGAGCCACCUUACGUGUCUGAGCCGCUUGUCUUCGAGGACAGCGGUUGCCAUUUGUGAAUCGCCAGCAAAGAUAAGGGCUUCCCUGCAGCCUGGACUUCGGGGCCUCACUCUGAGAAAAGGGUGGGCUUGUUGGUAUCUCCCAUUGCCCCACCUAGCGUGCUGCCUUUUGUGGAUCGCUGUCUAAGGCGCCUGUCUCUUCCCAUUCAUUGUACAGGGAGCCUAGGCGCUUAUCUUUGUGGAUCGCAGUGUUGUUCUUACGACUUUCUAGUGCCUAAGUUAGAUGUUGCCACAGUGGGCAUCACAGUGCUUAAGUCCCCAUGUAGAUCCCAGCUAGAGUGACUAAAUCAUUGGCGUUACAUUCUCACCAACUUUGGACAUCAGGCCCAGAAUGUCUGAAGUUAGAUACCAGGAUAGACGGGCCUAAACCAAAAUGAUUGGACUUACCAAUUUUAAUCACUACUUAAAUCAACAAGUAGGAAACCUUGAUUUUAAUCUUCUCUUAUGUUUAUAUUUACAUAAUUUUUCCUAGAGAAAGGUUAUUUCUUAUUGGUUGGUAUAACCAUUAAACCAUGUUCAUUUGCAACCAAAAAUAGCCUUCACGCUUUGAUCCUUUUUUUGCUAAUGCUGUAGCUUUAAAUGCUAAUUUAAACAAUUCUAGAUCUUUAAAAAGAGUAAAAAUUAAGAAUCUGAAUACAUUUAUGGCAUGUUAGAGAAUGGAGAUAAUUUUUGAUUGUGAUUUGUGUCAAUCUGCAUUUGGAUGGAAAUUGGAAUUCUAUUAAAAAUGUACAAAACCGGCUCUUUAAAGUUGUUUAUUA